Messenger RNA from Telopea speciosissima, 237 nucleotides. RefSeq lists its product as uncharacterized. NCBI's taxonomy places the organism in Eukaryota, Viridiplantae, Streptophyta, Magnoliopsida, Proteales, Proteaceae. Bases 35 to 229 code for a protein of 64 amino acids. The record is from RefSeq and is a predicted model, not a curated record. The transcript has a single exon.
AGUAGAGAAGCCAGAGGGUGAUACAGUAACACAUAUGGCGAUUCAGUUGGGGAACUUGGUAGAAUCGAUCAAGUCGAAGGUGAGAUCUCUGAAGAAAUCCAAGAAACCUUUCAUAAAGAUGGAGAAGAGCUCCAGCGUUAAGGUUGAGAUCCGAAGCAAGCUGGCCAGAAAGCUUAUCGACAAAAAUUUGAAAGUCGCCGAUCGUCCCGGAAAGAGAAGCAUCUCUUGAAUCUUCAG